This is a messenger RNA of Saitozyma sp. JCM 24511, 360 nucleotides long. The record is from the annotation of a GenBank genome assembly. NCBI's taxonomy places the organism in Eukaryota, Fungi, Basidiomycota, Tremellomycetes, Tremellales, Trimorphomycetaceae.
AUGAACCUGGGGGCCUACCAUCCCGAUGAGAUCGAAGCCGUCGUGGCUUCAAUAUUGGGGGCCAACAAAGGGCUGAGCCUCGGGCCGUACCUCCUGGAAGCCUUCCUCGGCUUGAUCUAAGCCAUGUACAUCACCUUCCACCUUUUUGUGACGAACUUCGGUCCAUACUCUCCUUUCAUGGAGAUGAACGUGCUCAACCAGAACUACAUCAUCGGCCUGUGCACCAGACUCCCCACGGACGAGAACAAGUUCUCCCUCCCGAUGAAGCCCAGUCCGUCGACAUUCAAGCCCGCGCGCCAACAUAGCAUUCAGGUCGGAAGCGAGGUCGUCCCAUACUCUCCACGAUUCGAUUCGGUCUGA